This is a messenger RNA of Miscanthus lutarioriparius, 384 nucleotides long. Lineage: Eukaryota; Viridiplantae; Streptophyta; Magnoliopsida; Poales; Poaceae. The record is from the annotation of a GenBank genome assembly.
AUGGAAGGGACCUACAUUUUGCGUGGUGGUCGCGCUCGUCGUCAACCUGAACACUUCACUAGGGACCGUUACUUCCGAGUGGAGAUAUUUCGUGCAACAAUCGACACUCAGAUGGCUGAAUUAAAUUUGAAGUUCAAUGAGAAGGUGAUGGAUCUUUUGUCCAUAAAUGCCACACUCAUACCAAGAAAUGGAUUUCUAUCCUUCCAAGCAAAUGAGAUAUGCAGAUCGGUUGAGAAGUACUACCCAAUGGAUUUCAAUGAACAAGAUAUGAUUGCAGUAGAGCAUCAGCUAAACCAUUUUAUGGUUGAUGCUUCUAGUAGUGAAGAUAUGAAAAAUAUUGAAACCGUAGUGCAGCUUUGUCAAAGCCUUGUUGGGACAGGCUGA